This is a messenger RNA of Aspergillus fijiensis CBS 313.89, 783 nucleotides long. RefSeq lists its product as uncharacterized. The annotation marks the transcript as partial. The record is from RefSeq and is a predicted model, not a curated record. The transcript is spliced from 2 exons. Lineage: Eukaryota; Fungi; Ascomycota; Eurotiomycetes; Eurotiales; Aspergillaceae.
CUCCUACCCUCCUGUUCACCUCGCCUCACCUCACCUCUCCUCUCCUCUCCUCUCCUCUCCUCUCCUCGUCCGUCGCGUCCGUUUCACGCAACUCGUCCACAUCAACCUCAUCUUCAUCCACCUCGUCACAUCUACAGCUCUUCUCUCUCCCCACAACCGAAUAUGUCCACCCGCGCAGCGGGAACCAGCACGGCGGCGGCAGCAGCAGCAGCAUCCGGGGCCGGGGGCCGGAAGCCCAACCAGGGCGGAGACCGGGGCGGGGGCAAAGGCCCCAAGGCGGGGCCGCACCAGGACCGCAAAUUCCAGUUCUGUACGCGUUGCGGUGCCUUCGGGCACGUCCGUGCGACGUGCACCCGUUUCGUCCCUCCGGGGACACCUCGUUUCGUCCGCCCCGCCCCCCAACCCAACAACGCCCGGGCCCGGCGAAGCCAGCGGCGGGACGCGGCGGCAUUGGCUCGGGCGCUCGAGGCCGGGGAGCCCGAGCAGAUGAACUGGGAGCGGGAGGUGCCCCGUCGUGGGAAGGAUGCGGCGGCGGAAGAGGAGGCGAAGGAGGAGGAGGAUGUGGUGGUGAAGAAGGAGGAGGAGAAGGAGGAGUAGAUAUCGCCCUUUGAGCGAUUUUACUGUAUCAAGAGGCUUCCCCUAACAGUCAAUAACCAUACAAAAUGCGCCAUCUGGUCUCUUCUUUCUAAAGACCUUGCAGGGUACUACCUCAGAGGUCGAGCAAUAAAGUUUGAGUAUUGUGAUAUAUAAAUCUCACUGACUGAAUGGCAAGCACGCCGGCAG